Notodromas monacha is the source of this 526-nucleotide messenger RNA. Lineage: Eukaryota; Metazoa; Arthropoda; Ostracoda; Podocopida; Cyprididae. The record is from the annotation of a GenBank genome assembly.
CAGUUUUUGUGUCUGAAAACUCCAAAAUGACCAUUGACCUGAUGAUCAAGAUGGCCCACGCCAUGGCAGCCACUGGGCGCCUGGACGAGGCCGAGGAAACGAGUUUGCGCUCCGGCCUGGAACGCGCUGCUUCUCAUCGCAUCCGAUCAACUGACCUUGUCAACAGUCACGAUGCCUUGAACAUGAGUACAGUCUCGCUGUCAAGUGCGGGACAACUCCCACUGCGGCAACUGUCACAGGAGGAACUCGCAAAAGAACAACUGAUCGAAGGCGACGACUCAACAAAAUGCCACCUUAGCAGACGUGACGGCUCGCCAAGUUUAAGUUGGGAAAAUAAGCAAAACAUGAAAAUGGAGGGAACACGAGCGAGUCAUUCGCCACCAAGGCACGAUGAGCCUGUGGCAAAACGGAAUGAUUCAUUCACCGACUGACAUUCGGAAAUACUGUAAUUUCAGUUGACUGCCUUGAGAAUUCCUUGUGAUUUUAUGUACGGGGUGAACCAAAAAUAAAUUGUGGUCCCUAAAAA